Molecule: messenger RNA, 900 nt
Organism: Rangifer tarandus platyrhynchus (Svalbard reindeer)
Lineage: Eukaryota; Metazoa; Chordata; Mammalia; Artiodactyla; Cervidae
Source: the annotation of a GenBank genome assembly
AUGCGCCCCCGCGCCGCCCCCCGCGCCCCCACCGGCGCCGCCGCCGCUGCGCUGGGGCUCUUUAGCUUCCUGCUGCUGCUCCGGCCCGGACACGCGUGCCCCGCGGGCUGCGCCUGCACCGACCCGCACACGGUGGACUGCCGCGACCGCGGACUGCCUAGCGUGCCGGAUCCCUUCCCCCUGGACGUGCGCAAACUGCUGGUGGCUGGUAACCGCAUCCAGCACAUCCCCGAGGACUUCUUCAUCUUCUACGGCGACCUGGUCUAUCUGGACUUCAGGAACAACUCGCUGCGCUCGCUGGAGGAGGGUACGUUCAGCGGCUCGGCCAAGCUCGCCUUCCUCGACCUCAGCUACAACAACCUGACCCAGCUGGGCGCCGGCGCCUUCCGCUCGGCCGGGAGGCUGGUCAAGCUGAGCCUGGCCAACAACAACCUGGCGGGUGUGCACGAGGCCGCCUUCGAGACCCUGGAGUCGCUGCAGGUGCUGGAGCUCAACGACAACAACCUGCGCAGCCUCAACGUGGCCGCCCUGACCGCGCUCCCCGCGCUGCGCACCCUGCGCCUCGACGGGAACCCCUGGCUCUGCGACUGCGACUUCGCCCACCUCUUCUCCUGGAUCCAGGAGAACGUGUCCAAGCUGCCCAAAGGCCUGGAUGAAAUCCAGUGCUCCCUGCCCAUGGAGAACAGGAGGAUAUUCCUGCACGAGCUGUCGGAGGCCAGCUUCAGCGAGUGCAAGUUCAGCCUCUCGCUCACAGACCUGUUUGUCAUCAUCUUCUCCGGUGUGGCCGUGUCCAUCGCUGCCAUCAUCUCCAGCUUCUUUCUGGCCACCGUGGUGCAGUGCUUCCAGAGGUGUGCCCCUAACAAGGACACCGAGGACGAAGACGAGGAUGAGGAUGACUGA